This is a messenger RNA of Armigeres subalbatus, 5839 nucleotides long. RefSeq names its product protein hairless (gene H). The transcript has 5 exons. The record is from RefSeq and is a predicted model, not a curated record. NCBI's taxonomy places the organism in Eukaryota, Metazoa, Arthropoda, Insecta, Diptera, Culicidae. Bases 1839 to 5015 code for a protein of 1058 amino acids.
UCUUCGUUUUCAAGUGCAGAGCGGAAGAUAGAUGGAGACAGCUUUUGGGCUGUUCAAUCGCAGGAAUAAUGUCUGAUUGUCGCUGCUGAUGAUGUUUGCCUUCUGGACAGCUUCGGAGAGUGCUCCUUAUUAAUGGAUACCGAUCAAUUCGAUUUUCUUUGCCGAUGAUGGCGGCUGAAGUGUUGUAAUGGACGUGUAGAUAAACUGGAGCAACCCACCUCCCGAGUGUUAUCAGAUCCCAUGAUUCUCUCGCUGGAAUUCCGCGGAGGACUGCCUUCUGGCCUCCUAGAGGCCCAUUGCCGUACGUGCCAAUCUCGGAUCGCGAGUGAUAAUCUUCCAUUUAAAUUUUGCGGCCAAUCUUCGAGCUGUGAAGAAAACAGAAAAUGUUCAAUCAAUCUCAGGGCCUAUAUUUUUCGAAUGAUUUCAAAUAGUGAUCUAAAGCAGUGUGGUUCCAUUGGACGAAAGGAGCGAAAUAUAGAAUACUAAGCAUAUUUUGAUGAUAGUGUGUUAUGCAUUGUGACAAGAAAAUGGUGACGAAGCUCUGAAAAACUCCCGAGUGUGAAAACCAUUCAAACACACGAAGGGAAGUCCCCAAUAACCAAACACAGAAAAGGCUACAGAGCACGGACGGAGCUAGAGCGAAGAAAAGUUGACAGAUUGCGAGUGUGAACGAGCGCUUUCGCGCCGGUGUUAGUGAAUAGGGCGUAUGCGUGUAUCGGUGAAUUAGGGCUCUUUGUACACAGCAGUAGCCAGAGUGCGCUGGGGAGAAUCGAUUUUUCCCUCGACGGACGUGACGACGGUGUUGGGUCUAUCUCUCUUGGUGUCCCCUUCGUAUAUGGAUACGGCUACGGCUUUGGUGGAUUGAGUCGCCCUUCCAUAUAGAUGGGGGAAACUCACUGUUGGAUGAUCCGACCGAGCCAGGAGCAGCGGAGGUAGUAGUCAAUGGCAGGAAGUGUGAAACGGAAAUACACCACCAGUCGGCAGUCGGUGGCACAGCCAGUGUAAGGAAAUAUAAUUCGUCAAUCGGACACGUACGCAUACCCCUACAAUAUUGAGGAGUGUUACAUCCAGAUGGGAAGCUUCCCCCUAUCCCCUCGACAACGACAUCGAUUCCCCAACGUCUGUGUCAUGUAGAUUAAUGGAGGAUAGCUCACGCAUUCGCAUUUUCCCCAUAUAGUGUCAUUAGUCGAUCGUCGCCCCAAAAACUGGCAAUGGGAAUCGAAUUACCCACUUAGAAACACCCCAUCGUCAUAUGCGUUGUAACUGCAGACAUCAGCAAUCUUUUCGGGUUUUGCCGUUCCUUAUGCUUUCGCACAAAUCGCGCAGAACAGUGUAGAAUCAAGUAGCAGCAGUCAAAAUAAUCAAUUAAUUGAUAAUGUCCUCUACCAGUGGAAAUUAAAGCCGCACAGCAACGCGAGCCACCACACGGUCAGCCUGAGAGGCGAGAGUGAACCAACGUACGAUCAGAAAAUGUAUAUCAAAAGAGGAGUAAUAACAAUAAUAAGAUAGCGCUAAGAUACUUCAAUCGGACAUUCCACGGCAGUGGCGGAAAAGAGGGAAAAAGGCAACCGACACUCUCGCACUGCACACACGCAGAGAAAACCACACACGCAUACACGGUUGAUAUAUCGCACUGGAGCACAACAAAUUAAAGGUAUUAUACGAAAACAAACAUCCAAAAGAACAAGACCCACAAGGAGAGAACGAGAGACUUACAUACUUCGGAAUCCCACACACAUUCUCAUUCCGGCUGCUUCUUGCUGCUCCGGACCGUCUCGGUUUCGCAGUUCGCGGGUCAAAUCCUGGCUCGUCCCACACGGCGCGACGACGAGCAGAUCAUGUACGUGAUCAACCCAGCGAACAGCGGCAAGGACAUCCCGAACAGCUACCCAACGAACGCUGGAAGUAACUCGAAUAGCAGCAGUGGCAGCGGUAGCAGCACUGUCGUUGGCACUCAGGAGAUUAUCAGCAAAAUUUUGACAAAAUGUGCCACGAUGACAGAUGCUGAAUCGAGCAGCACCGUCAAUGGAACAGCGACCAUACUACUGUCCCCGUCGGCGGCCGUUCGGCGAAACCAACCGUCGGCAGCGACGACGGGGGGCCUAGUGGGCGUUUCGCCCCAAUCUUCGCCUGCGUCAUCUUCGUCGUCCGCUUCGUCGCCGACCGCCGACGGGCCGUAUCCGCACAGCGGCUUCCAGACUGCUGCCGGCAAGGAUAAAGCCAAACCCGGUGGCACGGGGUCAUCCGGUAGUGCGGGGGGAACGAAUGGUUCCGCAGGGAAACACGGAGACAGCAGUGCUGCUGGAAACGGAACAGUGACCGGCAAGAUCAACGGCAAUGGUACACAUUCUGGGUCGAUCAGUGCACCCGGCGGGAGAUUGCAGUUCUUCAAAGAUGGAAAAUUCAUCCUGGAACUGGCGCGUGCCCGCGAAGGCGAAAAGACCAGCUGGAUCUCGGUCCCUCGCAAAACCUUCUGGCCACCAACGAUCAGCUCCACCAAUGCCAACUUUCACAAGCACGAAAGUUCGACGUCGCUUAGCUUUUCCGACGAUAACAGUUCGGUACAGUCUUCCCCGUGGCAACGAGACCAUUGCUGGAAACAGACCAAUCCUCGAUCCAACAUCUCCAAGGAGAUGUCCCUCUACUACCACCGGCCGAGCUGCGUUCGGUUUAGGCUAUCACGGGACGAGUGGAAGCGGCUUAGGCAGAAACGAAGGCGACCCUAUGAACCCGCCCUGACCAACGCUGCUAACGUAGCCCUGCCGUAUGAGAUUAUUAGAGAUAGAAUUGCUGCGGAUGCGUCGUCGGCGGAUGUCGAUGUGAUGGAUUUCAAGGUGAAUGGAAAAUCGCCGGAAGCUGGCAGCGACGAAGAUGAGGGGAAGGUGAAACUGGAACCCAACGAAAGUGCGAUGCCAGCCAAGGAGAACGGAACGAAAGAUUUCAAAAUAAGUCGACGAAGGGGGAUGAUAAAACGGCGGAAAGACUUGGGGACGAUAGUGCAGCAGUUGACUGUACGGGUAGCGAAUAGUGCAAACAGUGGUGCUCCUCGAUUGCCACCGGCUGGCAUGAGGACUGUGUUCAGUUCGUCCCACCAGCAACACGUGUCGCCCCGGAAAAGAAUACUCAGAGAGCUGGAGAAAGUUUCGUUGGAGGAUAGCAGUACUAUGAAAAGAUCUCGUUCGAAACCUGGUAGUAAUAGUACCGUUAUUACGGCGACGACGGCAACUCCAUUGGCAUCGGUUAGUAGCAAUGGAAAUGGCACCAGUAACUCUACCGGUAGUAGCAGUAGUAAUAGCAAUAGUAAGCUGUCCAAUGGAGUAGUAGCACCGUCAUCGGUUCCAACGACGCCGGUUUCGCGCCCUAUUAGUAGCUACAGUAUAACUUCGCUACUCGGGCACAACUCAACCAGCGAAAGCAACAGCAUUAGAAUCAAACAGGAAACAAAUACUACAACUAGUCAACAUCCGUACCAGCAACACCAAGCUUCUUCGCACUAUCAGUAUCUCGGUAAAGACGUAACGUCACCCAAAUCUCCCUCCGAUCCACAUCUAAGUCAGCGAUAUUACGGCAAGAAGAAAUCACCCAGUUAUGGAUCACAGAAUGCAGCUUCUCCAAAUCCCACCACCGAUUAUGGUGCCGGCUAUAGCAUGGUACGGUCGCCAAACCUCAGUCCCAGUCCGGAACACCAAGGCCAUAGUUUCACCCGCUAUCGACAGCACCCGUACAGUAUCCACCCUACAGUAUCUUCCCCGAGCAGCUAUUCCAGUGUGUCACGAUGUUCUCCAUCGCCCAGUACCAAUGAUUCUGCCAGUUCGCCAUACAGUGGAAGCGCAAAAUAUAGGUCGACAUAUCUGGCGUCCGGUGGUUCUCCUCCAUCAUCUUCCAACCCGGGCACGGCAAAUUCUCCUCAGCACUAUUCUCGGCAAUCCCCGUUGAAUUUCGCUCGAUCACCGCCUCCAUCUCAUCAAGCGAGCUAUCCAUCGAACAGCAGUUUCCGAAACAAUGGCAAGGAUCCCACAUUAUCGCCUCGAGCAUCACCCAACGUAGAACCAAUUCGAGUACCAGCUACCACGCCCACUUCAUCUUGUUCGAAUCCCACCAUCCGAACUGUGCCAAAGAAAACAGCUGCCCUGCGGCAACAAUUCGGUUCUCCAUCCUCAUCCCCUUCCACAACGGAUGCCGCAAGGCGUGAACGUUCCAACUCGAAUGCCUCAUCGACGUCCUCGGAAAUCGUCCGAACGGCCCACUUCAAAAAAGAACUGGACUACGUUGAACGGUCUUCCGCUUCCGAUGUUGUCGAUGGAGUACCACCUGCCCUCUCUACAUCGCAAUCGAAUACCGUGAUUCGACCGAGUACGGUGAUCGCCUCGCCAACUCCGCACCAUCCGGUGCCUCCGCACCAUGCGGUUCCGAACCCGUUCUACAUGUACCCGCCUCAAAUAGCCGCCUCGCUACUAGCUGCCCAGCAGUCCAGUGCUGUCCCUUUCCUGCCGAUACCGCCGUACUAUCAGCACAUGUACAGCCAGGCAGCUAUGGCAGCGGCCUAUCGAAGUCCCCUCUGGAUGCACUACCAGAGUAUGUCUCCGCAUGCCAUUUCCCCGCCCAGUGCCCUCCAGCCAUCGACUAGUAGUAGCAGUAGCAGCAACAGCAGUACCAACAGAGACGCACAACAACGAGAUUCAACUCGACCACAUUCCGCAGCUACGGUUGCAUCCAGUUACAGUCACAAUACCACCGCCAGCAACAGCAGCAGCAGCACCACCGCCCACAACAACAAAGGAAGUAGUUCUUCUCCAUCGCCUGGGGCGGCGGCACUGAAUUACAGUGCGGCAGCCCUGGCAGCAUCCUCCCAUCCCCAUCACCCGCAUCAUCCAGCAGCACAACACCACAGUAUGGCGUCCGGGCCGUGGAGUGUACCACAGCAUGAGGUACCGGUGCCGUCGGCGACGAGCGGGGCGAUAGCCAUCAAACAAGAGCACGGAGCAGAUGUUCCACUCAAUUUGUCAAAGCACUGAAGACACUUCACCACCAAGGUAGAACCAACAACACUGGUUCAGUAACUGCAUCAGUUAUAUCAGAGGUGAUGGAGCAAUAAUAAUCAUCCUGUAAGGUAACUAUUACGCCUAGCGUACAAUCAAACGAAACCAAGUCAUUGCGCAUCUUUGUCGUCCAAUGUAAAAGCUGUUCAUGUACCUAAGUGUAUAUUUCGGUAGAUCGCCUUAUCAGACAUUUAAAAAAAAGUUACAAACCCAAGAACAAAUAAUCGUAAACGAAGGAACUGUCUUUUUGUGUAUAAUCAUCGGAGAUGGGGUAACGAAAAUUCAACAAUAUAGCUGUAUGCUUUUAAGUGUUGGUGUGAUUCCGCAGAUUGAAAACAUUUACGUACAUCGUUUUUAAGGAGCCUAAUAUAUAUGUAUAUAAAGAACAGAGUAAAGAACAAUAGACAUUUCGGAGAAGGGUCCAGACUACAAAAAAAGUAACACAACAAAAACCCAAGGUUUACACUAUUUUCCAAAACGAAAAGAAGACAAACAAAAAAUAAAACUAUUUUUGCUAAAAAGUUGUAAUAAAUUAUUGAAAAAACGAACGGAGAAAUUAUAUACAUGUAACAUAUAUACACGUAUCUACAUAUAUACACGUAACAGAAUUAUUAUAUAUACAAAAAUUAAAAUACUUGAAAAAAAAGGAGUCAAUGGUUUUAUUUUCGGUACAUUUUAGUACUGAACCUAUUUAAACCCUUUCGAAAGUGCUUGUAGUAAACGCGUAUUUUUGGCGUCUUUAGAGGUCCGAGAAACAGGAUUCGUACUGCGAUGCAAUUUUUAAAAACAGAAAUCAAAAA